GUCGGGGGCACAGCCACUUGUUCAUUUGUGGUCGGAUACACUAGCAAUCUACUUCCAGCCGGCGAGGGCAAAGGCACAUCAUAUAAGUAAACGCUGCUGCUUGAAUUCGUGCUUUUGGCACGUCAUAGCACUCUUCUGCGCUCGUUGACGUGGCAAACGUGCAAACGUGUUCUGAUGGAAGUCCUCGCGCCGCAGCAACAUCACCGCGGGCGCCACGUUCGGACGCCUUGGUCGCCCGAGGUCGUCAUUCUAGAAGUCCUAUUGACCAUUCGGGUGUCCAGCCAUAUAUUUCACGGCGUUCGGGCCGAGGCUGUGGAUCAGCUCUGGGAUUGGGUGGAUGUGGAGAGUCUCCUAUGGGUUUUGGACACCGGCACAGAGUUGACACUGUGGCGAGACUUUGAGGCUCGCCCGCGCAUCAGCAACAUGGACUCAACCCAUCGCAUCGAAGCCAUCCUCGGGAUGCACCAGUCGGCGGGUAGUAACGUGUACCUAGGCGUGAAGUGGAGAGACUACGGCUGUCCCACGUGGGAGCUCGAAGAUGAAAUA
Emericellopsis atlantica is the source of this 546-nucleotide messenger RNA. RefSeq lists its product as uncharacterized. The transcript has a single exon. The annotation marks the transcript as partial. Lineage: Eukaryota; Fungi; Ascomycota; Sordariomycetes; Hypocreales; Bionectriaceae. The record is from RefSeq and is a predicted model, not a curated record.